Molecule: messenger RNA, 1268 nt
Organism: Bolinopsis microptera
Lineage: Eukaryota; Metazoa; Ctenophora; Tentaculata; Lobata; Bolinopsidae
Product: calmodulin-A-like
Exons: 5
Coding region: 63-623 (186 amino acids)
Cellular component (GO): myosin II complex
Molecular function (GO): calcium ion binding
Source: RefSeq, a predicted model, not a curated record
AGCAGAUGCUAACAAAGGACCUACGAGUUCCUUUAAAGGGAUGCUAUUAGACAACAGACGAUAUGAAUAAGAAAAAAGAGAGACAAGAGAUGGCGCUCAUGUACACGCUUAUCAGUAAUGAAGAGGACGCUAAGAAACUGCCGAAACCGGCUAAAUCUAGCUAUGAUAGCGACAUAAUGCACAACCUUACUGACAUGCAGGUGAACAUGUUCAGAGACAUUUUCAACAUGUACGACAAAGACGGUAACAACACCAUAGACUGCUCGGAACUGAAGCUGAUUUUAGAAGAGCUGGGGUACGAAUGCAGCACGGAGGAGGUUCUCCAAGUGAUAUCAAAGUUCGACCUGAACACGACCGGAACAAUCGACUUUAACGAGUUUUUGAGUCUUAUAGGCGACUGGAUGUCGAAUGAUGAGAAUCAGAUCAGGGAUGCUUUUGAGGUGUUUGACAAGGAAGGUAACGGGUAUUUGUCGUUGGAACAGCUGAAACGGGCACUCACUACGUACGGGGAGGCAUUUACUGACAACGAAGCAGAGGAAUUCUUUAAGGAAAUAGACGUGGACGGUGACGGCACUAUAACAGCAGAUGAGUUCAUACAGUACAUCAAGGGCGUUAACAGCUAGAAUCACAGACACCAAACUUAAAGUUUACCAGAAAACGUGCCCCCAAAUAUUGAGAUCAAUAAUAGCAAGAAUGUAGCAAUAUAGCAAUAAUAGCAAGAAUCAGACACCCAUUUCAAGAUUCCCGCAUCUGUUGCAUUGGACGAUCGAACUGAUUCUUGUAUCAUGAAGCUAUAUUGAAUUAUCGUCGGUACUCUAGUCAGAAAUCUAAUCUAUUUUUAUGACGGAGCUGUUACAGACCCCAUAAUAUAGCCAGACGCAUGAUAUUAUCAGAUUCUUGAGACGAGGAUGAAGAGGACGAUUGCCUGCGGAGUCCCAGAAAUAAGGUUUUUUAAUAAGAGGUGUGACUCGACAAAAUGACAGUGUUCAACAUUUCUCUAUCAUCUCAAGAAAUUACGUUGCGACGAACGCAGAAGGGCGUGAUUUGAUCUCUUUAACCAACUGUAAGAUUUCGAUUUGCCCAAGAUGCAAGUUUUCGAUAAUUUCGAGUUGCUCGAGAAAUGAAGGAGCUAUUUAACCAAGUUUAUAUAUUGUCUUCAUUUGAUUUUGAUAAUUGAGCGUGAAGAAAUGAAAGAGCUUGAUCAUCACCAUAUAAAUCAAUUUUCUCCGUAUGUACACUUUUUACACAAUAAAUUUCAUUUCAACUAU